ACAAGGCGCGAGAGGUCCGUCCGAAAGCAGGCGGGAGUCUGAAAGAAAGAAAAUAACGAAAGAAAAUCAAAACGAUAAGAAAAAUUAAACAGAACUGCAAAAUCCUUCGUCCUCAUCGUCGCCAUUUAUCAUUUCGCUGUCACGAACGCUUGUUGAAAAGCAAAUUGUAUCAAAUUCAAAGCGAGAUCAUAAGACGAAGAAGAAAACAGAAAGAAUCUGAGUAGUUGUAAUUAUAAUUGACGUAUCUGGACAAAAUUAAAAAUUAUCCAGCUCAUGUAUGUUUAUGCAUUGGGGGUUUAUCGAGCUAGGUGAUCAUUCUAGAUAGGUAUAGAGGGGUUCGGAUCUGCGCGGGAUUGAACCAAGUGGAGAUUGGUCGGUUUGUCGGAUGAGAGACGUUAUUGAAUUUGAAUGUUUCAGAAAUCGCCCCGCAGAACGAUGAAAUGGGCAACAUUGCUUAAAGACUUCAAGGAAAAGGUCGGCUUUUCUCAUUCCUCAUCUGCUGUUUCAUCCUCUUCUUCUCCUUCCUCGUCCUUUCGGGAGAGCUAUGCUUCUCCAGUCAAUCAGGACUUCAUAUUUUCGCCUUCAAGAGGCAAACGGGAACUGGAAUUGGACUUCAGGAUAUAUUGGGAAGAGUUCCACUCUUCAAGUUCGGAAAAGGAAAAGGAAAAAGCCUUGAUUAUGGCUGUUGAUGCUUUCUGUAAAUUAGUGAAGAAGCAGGCAAAUGUAGCUCAAUUAAUUACCAAGUUAGUAGAAACACAUAUAUUUUCCUUUGUUGUGGGAAGAGCAUUUAUAACAGAUAUUGAAAAAUUGAAGCUUAGCAGCAAAACCAGAUCGUUGGAAGUUGAGAAAGUCUUGAGCUUUUUCUCUGAAAUCACAAAGGAUGGUAUUAACCCUGGUGCAAAUUUAUUAUAUGCAGUGGAGGUCCUUGUUUCUGGGCCCACUGAUAAGCAGUCUCUACUUGAUUCUGGAAUCCUGUGCUGUCUCAUUCAUAUUCUCAAUUCUCUUUUUGGUCCCAAUGAGGGUCAUUUGAGGCAAAAUGUUGGCAGUAAUAAGGAACCAGUAAUGGCAGAGAGAAAUCUUCGUGGUGACACUGAAUCAGUGUGUUGGCUUGAGGUAGAAGAAAGUAUUGUGCAUAUUAUGAAGGCAUUGUGUAGCCACCCUUCUGCUGCUCAAAGUUUGAUAGAGGACAACUCUCUUCAGCUACUAUUCCAAAUGGUUGCCGAUGGAUCUUUUAUUGCCUUUUCUCGAUAUAAGGAAGGUCUUGUGUCAUUGCACACUCUUCAGCUUCACAGACAUGCUAUGCAGGUACUCGGUCUUCUUUUGGCUAAUGACAAUGGCAGCACUGCCAAGUACAUACACAAGCAUCUUCUGAUAAAAGUACUUCUACUGGCUGUGAAGGAUUUUACUCCUGAUUGUGGAGAUUCUGCCUACACAAUGGGCAUAGUAGACUUGCUUCUUGAAUGUGUUGAAUUGUCAUACAGGCCAGGGGCUGGUGGUAUCAGGCUCAAAGAGGAUAUCCAUAAUGCUCACGGUUAUCAAUUCCUUGUUCAGUUUGCUUUAGCACUUUCUAAGGAUCAAAGUGGCCAAAGUUACUAUUCAAAGUCUCUUACGGAUCAAGAGCUUGCUGCAGAGGCUUCUCCGCAGAAUGUCUGUCCUACGCUGUCUCGGUUGCUUGAUGUUCUUAUUAGUCUUGCUCAAACUGGUCCAGCUUUGAAAACUUCCAAAAGUUCUCAUGCCAAUCCUACUGGGCAUAACAGAAGUCGUACCUCAUCAUGUGACCAAAUUAGUGUUGAAUUUUGUGAGAAGGAUAAUGGCCAAAUUAAAGAUCUAGAAGCUGUCCAAAUGUUGCAAGACAUUUUCAUGAAAGCUGAUAGUAGGGAGCUGCAGGUUGAAGUCCUCAACAGGAUGUUUAAAAUUUUUUCAAGUCAUGUUGAAAAUUACAAAUUGUGUCAGGAGUUGCGAACAGUACCCCUCUUUAUCCUUAAUAUGGAUGAUUUACCCCCAUCUUUGCAAGAGAUAAUUUUGAAAAUUCUUGAAUAUGCUGUGACCGUGGUGAAUUGCAUACCUGAACAGGAGUUGCUUGCACUUUGUUGUUUAUUGCAGCAGGCAAUCACUUCUGAAUUGAAGCAGACUAUCUUAUCAUUCUUCAUAAAACUUUUAUCUUUUGAUCAACAGUACAAGAAAGUACUGAGAGAAGUUGGUGUACUAGAGGUUCUUUUAGAUGAUUUGAAGCAGCAUAAGUUUCUUUCUGGUGUAGAGCAUCACAAUGCUGAAUGUAGUUACAAUAAACACAUGGACAAUAAGGAUUCAAUCAUUUCUUCACCCAGAUUGAUGGAAUCUGGUUCUCGAAAACUCCUUCUCUUUGAAGUAGAAAGCAUAACAGCAAUUGCUUGGGACUGCAUGGCCUCUUUAUUGAAGAAAGCAGAAACAAAUCAAGCAUCAUUUCGCUCAGCUAAUGGGGUGAUCACUGUACUUCCUUUCUUGGCAUCUAAUAUUCAUCGUCCUGGUGUCCUUCGAGUGAUGUCAUGCUUAAUAAUUGAAGACGUUGCACAGUCUCAUCCCGAAGAGUUGGGAGCAGUGGUUGACAUUUUAAAAAGUGGAAUGGUUACAAGUGCUUUGGGAUCUCAAUAUAGAAUUCAAGAUGAUGCAAAAUGUGAUAUAUUUGGAGCUUUGUGGCGCAUCCUAGGAGUCAGUAGUUCAGCUCAGAGGAUCUUUGGUGAAGCAACUGGGUUUUCUCUUCUAUUUACCACACUCCAAUCUUUUCAAAGUGGCGAACUUAUAAAUGAGUUUUAUUUAGCCAUUUAUGUUAAGGUGUUUACUUAUCUGUUACGUGUGAUGACAAGUGCAGUUUGUAAUAAUGCUGCUAACAGGACAAAAUUGCAAACAAUCAUAUCUUCCCUUACAUUUUAUGAUCUCCUCUCGGAGACUGGAAUAAUUUGUGUUGAUUUUGAACGGCAAGUUGUACAUCUGUUAUUGGAACUUGCUCUUGAGAUAGUGAUUCCACCAUUCAUGAUGUCAGAAGGUGCAACACUGCCGCGUGUUAAUCAAAAUGAGUCUACAUGUUUUCUUCUUGUUACGCAUUCUGGUUCUCUCGUUCCUGACAAGGAAUGGAUUUUUAAUGCUGGUGCUGUUAAAGUGCUAUUACGUGCACUGUUGCUCUUUACUCCAAAAUUGCAAUUAGAGGUAUUAAGCUUCAUUGACAAACUUGCUUGUGCUAGCUCCUUCAACAAGGAAAACCUCACAUCUGUAGGUUGUGUGGAACUCCUACUUGAGACGAUAUACCCGUUCCUAUCAGGCUCAUCACCACUACUAUUGCAUGCUUUGAAAAUCAUUGAGGUCCUUGGGGCAUAUAGGUUAUCAGCGUCUGAACUUCGAGUCAUUGUUAGAUACAUUCUGCAAACGAGACUUGCUACAUCUGGUCAUUUUCUUGUAGAUAUGAUGGAAAAAUUGAUACUCAAGGAGGAUAUGGCUUCAGAAGAUGUUGCUUUAGCACCAUUUAUUGAGAUUGACAUGAGCAAAACAGGGCAUGCUUCAAUUCAUGUGCCGCUUGGGGAAAGGUCUUGGCCCCCUGCUGCUGGUUAUUCUUUUGUCUGUUGGUUUCAAUUUCGGAAAUUUUUCAAAUCACUGGCAAUGGAAGCAGAAGCUUCAACUGUUGGAUAUUCUAAAACACAGACCCUAGCUGAUGGUCAACAUCAUGAGCCACAUGUUUUGCAGUUGUUUUCUGUUGGAGCUGCAGACAGUUCAACUGCUUUCUAUGCAGAACUUCAUCUUCAGGAGGAUGGGAUCCUUACUCUUGCUACCAGUAGCUCUUUUUCCUUGUCAUUUUCUGGGUUGGAAAUGGAGGAAGGUAGGUGGCAUCACCUGGCUGUUGUGCAUAGUAAACCAAAUGCCUUGGCGGGAUUCUUCCAAUCUAGUGUUGCUUAUGUAUAUCUUAAUGGGAAACUGAGACACACAGGGAGACUGGGGUAUUCUCCAUCUCCAGCUGGAAAGGCUCUGCAGGUAGUUAUUGGAACACCAGUUACUUGUGCUAGAGUUAGUGACUUGUCAUGGAAGCUUAGAUCUUGUUAUCUUUUCGAAGAGGUUCUUUCACCUGGUUCUAUCUGUUUUAUGUACAUUCUUGGAAGAGGAUAUAGGGGCCUCUUCCAGGACACUAAUCUGUUGCAAUUUGUUCCUGAUCAAGCCUGUGGUGGGGGCAGUAUGGCCAUUCUUGAUUCUUUGGAUGCUGACUUGCAUUUGACUUCCCAUGCACAAAAGCCUGAAAAUGCUGGCAAGCAAGGGAGUUUCAAUGCUGAGUGUAGUGGUUUUGUUUGGGAUUUUGAACAAUUAGGUAAUCUCUCGCUACAGCUUUCUGGCAAGAAGCUCAUAUUUGCUUUUGAGGGAACAGGCACAGAACUUCCUCGAGUAUCUGGAGCUGUGUCUGUGGUCAAUCUAGUUGAUCCAACAUCAGCUGCAGCCUCUCCUAUUGGGGGUAUACCACGCAUUGGGCGGCUUGUUGGGGAUGUCUAUAUUUGCAAACACUGUGUCAUUGGUGAUACUAUCCGCCCUAUUGGUGGCAUCGCCGUUGUUCUAUGUCUUGUUGAAGCUGCUGAAACUAGGGGUAUGUUGCAUAUGGCUUUGACCUUACUUGCCUGUGCUCUUCGUCAGAAUCCUAGAAACUUGAGUGAGAUGCAGCAACUUAGAGGAUACCAUCUCCUUGCUCUCUUUCUGCACAGAAGAAUGUCAUUGUUUGAUAUGCAAUCACUUGAGAUCUUUUUCAAAAUUUCUGCUUGUGAGGCCUCUUUUUCUGAACAAAAAAAGUUUGAGACUACUGAGAAGAUUCUACCAACUGUCUCAACCAUCAAUGAAGUCAGUAUUGAGGAUCUUAGCUUGUCAAAAUUCCACGAAGACUUUUCUUCUGUAGGAUCCCACGGAGAUAUGGAUGAUUUUUCUGCUGCAAAAGAUUCUUUCAGUCCUACUUCAGAGAUUGAAAACACUGACGUGCCUACUGAAACUUCUAAUUGCCUUGUCCUGUCAAAUGCUGACAUGGUUGAGCAUGUAUUGUUGGACUGGACUGUCUGGGUAACAGCCCCAAUACCAAUUCAAAUUGCUUUAGUUGGCUUUCUUGAGCAUUUAGUUUCAGUGCAUUGGUAUAGGAAACACAACCUCACUAUUCUCCGUAGAAUUAACCUAGUUCAGCAUUUACUUGUAACUCUGCAAAGAGGUGAUGUUGAAGUUCCUGUGUUAGAGAAAUUAGUUGUACUAUUAGGAUUAAUAUUAGAAGACGGAUUUCUUCCCUCAGAAAUAGAUUGGGUGGUUGGGUUUGUGAUUAUGACCUUCAAUCCCCCAGAGCUGAUAUCACGUCACCAAAUCAAUAGAGAGUCUAUGGGGAAGCACGUUAUUGUAAGAAAUAUGUUGCUUGAGAUGUUUAUUGAUCUACAAGUGACAAUUAAAUCAGAGGAUUUGCUUGAACAGUGGUAUAAAACUGUUUCUUCAAAACUAAUAACCUACUUCCUUGAUGAAGCAGUGCAUCCUACAAGUAUGAGAUGGGUCAUGACUCUUCUUGGUGUGUGUCUUACAUCUUCUCCUGCAUUUGCACUUAAAUUUCGUUCAAGUGGAGGUUACCAAGGUUUGGCUAGAGUGCUCCACUUCUUCUAUGAUACCCCUGAUAUAUAUUAUAUUUUGUUCUGUCUGAUAUUUGGCAAGUCAGUAUAUCCAAGACUACCUGAAGUUCGCAUGUUGGACUUUCAUGCUCUUAUGCCUAGUGAUGAAAAUUAUGGAGAAUUGAGAUUUACAGAGUUGUUGGAAUCUGUGAUCACCAUGGAAAAAUCAACUUUUGAUAGGUUGUCUAUGCAGUCAAUGCUUGCCCAUCAAACGGGCAAUCUUUCACAAAUCAGUGCUGGCAUUGUUGCAGAGCUUGCAGAUGGUAGUGUGGACUGCUCAGGAGAACUUCAAGGUGAAGCCCUUGUGCACAAAACUUAUGCUGCACGGUUAAUGGGUGGAGAGGCUUCAGCCCCUGCUGCUGCUACCUCGGUCCUUAGGUUCAUGGUUGAUCUGGCAAAAAUGUCUCCUCCAUUUUCAAUCGUUUGCCGACGUGCUGAGUUUCUUGAAAGUUGUAUUGCUCUAUAUUUUUCUUGUGUCAGGGCUGCACAAGCAGUGAAAAUGGCAAAACAGCUCUCUGUAGCUAUAAAAGAAAAGAACCUGAAUGAUGGUGAUGAAACUAGUAGCUCCCAUAAUAUGUUCUCUAGCUUGGCUCAUGAACAGGAACAGUCAAUGAAUGCCUCUAUAAGUUUGGUAAGCUUUCCUCAAGGACAUGCCAGCUACUCUGAGGAUAUUCCAGUGGUGCCAAAGAAUGUAAGCAAGGAUAAAAGUGAGUGCACAAUUGCUGCAACCCAAAAUGAUUUGAGCAAAGAGAUGAAGAAUGAUGCACAACCUAAUCUGACAAUAGAUGAUCAAGUGGCUGACAAGGUCUCCACUGCUGCUUCCAGCAGCAAUGACUUCAGCUUGUGUGAUAAAAACACGCCAGAUCUUAUCCAUCAAACAAAUUCACAAAGUUCUCCAUCCUUCACGACUUUUGAAUCUCCUAUCGUAUCUGAGAAAUCUAAUACCAGACUUCCACCACCAUCUUCUUCGUCACCAGUAAAUGAGAAUAAAGGCCAAAUAGCUUCCUCUCCAUCUACAGAUUCUGCUGCAUCAUCUUUCAAUGGAGUUCAUUCUUCUUCACACACAAGGUCCAGUUCUCAUGGACAACAGGCUGCAAAUGAAAUACCAUUCACUAUUAGUUCAAAAUUGCUCCUUGAAGUUGAUUAUUCAGGCUAUGGUGGUGGUCCCUGCUCUGCUGGAGCUACUGCUGUUUUAGACUUUAUGGCAGAAGUUGUGUCUGGUUUGGUGACUGAACAAAUGAAAGCUAUGCCUUUUAUUGAGGGUAUUCUAGAGAGUGUUCCAUUAGAUGUUGAUGCUGAAUCUGUUCUGGUCUUUCAGGGACUGUGGCUUACUACAUUAAUGAACUUCCUUGAAAGGCGUCUCUUGCGUGAUGAUGAGGAAAGUGAGAAAAAGCUGGAUAAAAGCCGUUGGUCUUUGAAUUUAGAUGCAUUAUGCUGGGUGAUCGUGGAUAGGGUGUAUAUGGGAGCUUUCCCCCAACCUUCCAGUGUGUUGAAGGCUCUGGAAUUCUUAUUGUCUAUGCUACAAUUGGCAAACAAAGAUGGUCGUGUUGAAGAAGCAGCUCCAAUUGGAAAAGGGCUCCUAUCUAUUGGAAGAGGAGGCAAGCAACUUGAUGCUUAUGUACAUGCAAUUUUGAAGAAUAUGAAUAGAAUGAUUUUGUUCUGUUUCUUUCCAUCAUUCUUGACCAGCAUAGGAGAAGAUGAAUUGCUUUCACGUUUAGGUUUGCAAACUGAAUCAAAUAAAAGACAGCCCGUGAACUCAACAUCAGAAGAUGGUGGGGUUGAUAUUUGCACGGUGUUACAGCUCCUAGUUGCUAACAGGCAGAUAAUAUUCUGUCCAAGCAACAUUGACACUGAUCUAAAUUGCUGCCUUUGCGUAAAUCUAAUUUCCCUUCUUCAUGAUCAUAGAAGGAUUGUAAAAAACAUGGCUGUUGAUAUCCUCAAAUAUCUGCUGGUGCACCGCAAGGCUGCAUUUGAAGACUUGCUUGUUUUUAAACCAAACCGAGGAAUUACUAUUGAUGUUCUACAUGGUGGUUUUGACAAACUUUUGACUGGAAACUUGUCUGCCUUUUUUGAGUGGCUUCCUAAUUUUCAACUAGAGGUUAAUAAAGUAUUGGAACAGUCUGCUGCCGCUGCAUGGGUUCAGUAUAACUCAGCGUCAAAGAAGUUUCCUGGAGCAAGGAUUAAAGGCAUGGAUAGUCGCCGAAAGAGAGACGUGGGAAGAAAAUUAAAGGACUGUACGAAAUUGGACGACAGACGCUGGGAGCAGGUUAAUGAACAAAGAGUUGCACUUGAAUUAGUUCGUGACAGAGUGGCUACUGAAUUAAGAGUUAUCCGGCAGGAUAAGUAUGGAUGGGUACUGCAUGCUGAAAGUGAGUGGCAAACUCAUGUUCAACAACUUGUACAUGAGAGGGGGAUAUUUCCAAUAUGUAAACCCUCCACACAUGAAGAACCUGAAUGGCAACUUUGCCCCAUUGAAGGUCCUUAUAGAAUGCGCAAGAAAUUUGAGAGGUGCAAAUUGAAAUAUGAUACUAUCCAGAAUGUUUUGAAUGGGCAGUUUGAGUUAGUCGAACUAGAACUGCCCAAAGAGAAGACUGAAAAUGAACUCAAUGCCUCUGAUGCUGAAUCAGAUUACUUCUUCAAUUUUCUGAACGGCAAUCCUCAACGAUAUAGCUUUGGUGGUGAGCUUUACAGUGGAUCAAUUAUCAAAGAUUCAGAUGAUUUCAGGGAUGCAACUUCCAGCAAAGCUGGAUGGAAUGAUGAUCGUGAUAGCAGUGUAAAUGAAGCCAGUCUCACCUCUGCUGCUGAAUUUGGUGAAUCCAGUGCAGCCUCCACCCGAAAAGCUGAGAGUGUACAUGGGAGGUCUGAACAUGGAUCUCCAAUGCAUUCUUCAUUAGUAAAAGUUGAUGAAGUUAAGGUGCCAGAGGACAGAUCAGAUAAAGAGUUAAAUGAUAAUGGUGAAUACUUGAUUAGACCUUACCUGGAGCCUGUUGAGAAGAUAAAAUGUAAAUAUAACUGUGAAAGAGUUGUGGGUCUUGAUAAGCAUGAUGGGAUUUUCCUGAUUGGAGAGCUAUCCCUGUAUGUCAUUGAGAACUUUUACAUUGAUGAGUCUGGAUGUAUAUUUGAAAAAGAGAGCGAAGAUGACCUCUCAGUUAUUGAUCAGGCUUUGGGUGUACAGAAGGACUUCUCUUGUAGCAUGGAUUCACAUUCCAAGUCAAGUUCCUCAUGGGCUGCAACAGCAAAAGCCUAUGUUGGGGGUAGAGCAUGGGCAUAUGAUGGUGCAUGGGGAAGGGAAAAGGUUGGAACUAGUGGUAAUGUGCCUCAUCUUUGGCGUAUGUGGAAUCUGGAUAGUGUCCAUGAAAUUUUGAAACGUGAUUACCAACUCCGUCCUGUUGCCAUUGAGAUCUUUAGCAUGGAUGGUUGUAAUGAUCUAUUGGUUUUCCACAAAAAAGAGAGAGAAGAGGUUUUCAAAAAUUUGGUUGCGAUGAAUCUUCCGAGAAACAACAUAUUGGAUGCAACAAUUUCAGGAUCAGCAAAGCAGGAAAGCAAUGAAGGCAGUCGCCUUUUUAAGGUGAUGGCAAAAUCCUUCUCAAAGAGGUGGCAAAAUGGAGAAAUUAGCAAUUUCCAAUACCUCAUGCAUCUCAACACCCUCGCAGGUCGUGGAUACAGUGACCUUACCCAGUAUCCAGUGUUCCCCUGGGUUCUGGCAGAUUAUGAUAGUGAGAAUAUAAACCUGUCAGAUCCUAAAACUUUCCGUAGGCUUGACAAGCCAAUGGGUUGUCAAACAGCACAGGGGGAAGAAGAGUUCAGAAAAAGAUAUGAGAGCUGGGAUGAUCCAGAGGUACCCAAAUUCCAUUAUGGCUCUCACUAUUCUAGUGCUGGAAUUGUCCUCUUCUACCUCAUCCGCCUUCCACCUUUCAGUAUUGAGAAUCAAAAACUGCAGGGUGGACAAUUUGACCAUGCAGAUCGUCUUUUCAACAGUAUAAGGGAUACAUGGUCAAGUGCUGCUAGGAAAGGCAACACUUCGGAUGUUAAGGAACUCAUUCCAGAAUUCUUCUAUAUGCCUGAAUUCCUUGAAAACAGGUUUAAUCUUGACUUGGGUGAGAAACAAUCAGGGGAAAAGGUUCACGAUACCAUUUUGCCUCAAUGGGCAAAAGGUAGUGCUAGAGAGUUUAUCAGAAAGCAUAGGGAAGCACUGGAGUCUGAUUUUGUUUCAGAAAAUCUUCACCACUGGAUAGACCUUAUCUUUGGCUAUAAGCAGAGGGGAAAGGCUGCUGAAAAAGCUGUAAAUGUUUUCUAUCAUUAUACUUAUGAAGGAAGUGUGGACAUUGACUCUGUAACUGAUCCGGCAAUGAAGGCUUCAAUUCUUGCUCAAAUUAACCACUUUGGACAAACGCCAAAACAAUUGUUCCUCAAGCCCCACGUGAAAAGGAGAAUUGAUAGAAAGCUUCCUCGUCAUUUAUUGAAGCAUUCUUUGUAUCUUGUUCCUCAUGAAAUCCGUAAAAGCUCAUCUUCUAUAUCUCAAAUUGUAACCUUGCAUGAUAAAGUUUUUGUGGCAGGAUCAAAUACAUUCCUGAAGCCUAGAACAUAUAGUAAGUAUGUUGCAUGGGGAUUUCCUGACCGUAGUUUGAGAUUUAUGAGCUAUGAUCAAGAUAGGCUUCUUUCUUCUCAUGAGAAUCUUCAUGGAGGCAACCAGAUACAAUGUGUUAGUGCUAGCCAUGAUGGUAAUAUUCUGGUUACAGGAGGUGAUGAAGGAUUGGUAUGUAUUUGGAGAAUAGGCACAGAUGGCCCUCGUGACCUAAGACACUUACUGUUGGAGAAGGCGCUUUGUGCACAUACAGGCAGAAUCACAUGCCUUCAUGUAAGCCAGCCUUACAUGAUGAUAGUAAGCGGAUCAGAUGACUGUUCUGUAAUCGUGUGGGAUCUUAGCUCCAUGGUUUUUGUUCGGCAGCUUCCUGACUUUCCUUCACCAGUUUCAGCUAUCUAUGUUAACGACCUGUCAGGGGAAAUUGUAACUGCUGCUGGUAUUAUGCUUGCUGUUUGGAGCAUCAACGGGGACUGUCUUGCAGUGGUCAACACGUCACAGCUUCCAUCAGAUUCCAUUCUCUCCCUAGCAGGUUGUUCGUUUUCUGAUUGGCUUGAAACUAACUGGUACGCCUCUGGUCACCAGAGUGGAGCCGUUAAGGUCUGGAAAAUGGUACACUGCUCCAGCGAGGACGAGUCUCCCCAUAGUAAUCCAACAUGCGGUUUAUCACUUGGAAAUAGAUUGCCUGAAUGCAAGUUGAACCUUCACAAAGUGCUAAAGGGUCAUAAGCAUCCUGUCACCGCUCUCCACCACACUAGUGACAUGAAAUAUUUAUUCAGUGGAGAUUAUGGAGGGAGCUUGCAUUUGUGGACUCUCCAAGAAGACAGCAUGAAAUCUGCAGCCAGUCGUGGGUAGCCAGCCAUUCUGCAUCCAUCCCAGCUGAAGUAGUUUUGCUACAAUCAGUCUUCAAGGGCUCCACAGCACAGCCUUUUGAGGUAUAAUAAGGGGAUUCCAAAUUUUACACAAUAGCACCAAAGCUGCAUCCCUUGCUACCUACUUUGUCAAUGCCACAGACGACGUGCUUGAUGCUUCAAAGGUUGAAUCCGGUUCACAAUGAGGUCGCUAGUCGUGUUCCAGGGACUUUAAAAUGUAAGGAUUUUUCUGGCUUAAAUAUGUGAUUUAGCUGUUGUAUGUAUCAAAAUAGUGUAUAAUGAAGUUUGUAUAAGCUAUCAAAAUUGCCAGGAAAGGCAUGUCAGCUAAAAAAUGAUCCAGCUUCACCAAUUUUGAGUGUUGGCCAAGUCAGAUGGCCUGGACCACUUUUCUUUGUUGAACACCAACUUUUAUUCUAUUCAAUAUAUUCAAAAUAAAGUUGAAGUUGGAAGAAGGUAAA
Molecule: messenger RNA, 11551 nt
Organism: Ipomoea nil (Japanese morning glory)
Lineage: Eukaryota; Viridiplantae; Streptophyta; Magnoliopsida; Solanales; Convolvulaceae
Product: protein SPIRRIG-like
Exons: 20
Coding region: 409-11076 (3555 amino acids)
Molecular function (GO): protein binding
Source: RefSeq, a predicted model, not a curated record